Molecule: messenger RNA, 2013 nt
Organism: Trichobilharzia regenti
Lineage: Eukaryota; Metazoa; Platyhelminthes; Trematoda; Strigeidida; Schistosomatidae
Source: the annotation of a GenBank genome assembly
UAAGAAAUAAGCGAUUGAACAUUUUAUUCUUGUCCAUUUUUAUUUUAUAAUAAGUCAGAUAAUAAUACAAAUAUAGUAAUAUUAGAAGCUACCAAAAUUACCCUGUUUAAAUUCUCUUUUUAAAAAAGAUGAACCAUAAAAGCAAUCGUUGUAUUUAUACAAUAGAAUCUUUAAUUAAUAAUGAACCAGAGAAAAGUAUUACAGACUCAAGUGUAUCAUCUGCUAAAUCUUAUUUAGAUGAAAGAUCUACGGAUAAUUGGGACCGUUUAAACGUUGAUAGAAUAUCUUCAUUAUCUGAUACAUGUUAUCCUUAUCUUGAUGAUGGACUAAAAUCAAUAAAAUACUUAGAAGUAGAGAAAUUCUUUCCCGGUAUGGAUACAAACAAAUGUCACUUAUAUUGUCAAUGUUCAGUUAAUGAAAAAAAUCUCGUUGAACAAUUUAUUUAUUCAUUCACACAAUUUCACCGCUAUAAUUUACCAAAUAUAAAUCAAUUAUAUAAGUUCAAUUCUAUUCAAAGUAUACAAAAACCACACGCAAACCUCGACGAAGACGAUGAACCCUUAGAUUUGUCAAUGAAAACAGUUUCAUGUGGAAGUAGCCAACAAGAAAAUAUGUAUGGCACUGAAUCUUGUGAAAAGGCAAAUAAAUGUUCACAUAUUUACUGCAAUUGUUCCAACCAUGUAACCUCUAGAAAUUAUUCAAAUGAAGAUAACAGUUUGUGGACGACAAAUCUACUGGAAAUGCCAGUCCUACUAACACAAGAAGUCUAUUCAACACAAUCAGACGAAAGUGCAAACACUACAAAUAAUUCAUAUUAUAAAACAGACGAAUCACUAUUUUGUUCAGUUAUGAAAAAUUCAUCAAGAAAUAAACAAUUCAACCAUCAUCAACAUGAAAUAAAUUCAAAUAAUCCUACAUACAAUAACACAUGUAAUUUAAAUAAAGAAAUAAGACGUCCAUAUACAGAAGCUGAAUUGUCAGCAGCUGUUAAAGCUAUUUGUUUUGGACGAUUAGGAACUCGCAGAGCAGCUAGUGUUUAUGGUAUACCGAGAUCUACACUAAGAAAUAAAAUAUGCAAACUAAAUGAAUUGAAAAAGUUAGAAGAAAAACGUCUAGGUGGAAAAUCAAUUGUAUUAUCAGAAUUUCUAUUGAAUUUAUUUCAACAAACAAAAUCCUGUUACGAAUAUUCAUCGGGUAAGAAAGAUUGUUUAAAUCCAUCACUUCUAAAUAAUGAUUCGACAAAUCUAGUUGGUAAAAAUUCAAAUCUAGAUGGUCAGCUUACAAAACUACAAUAUACAAAGGAAAUGAAACCUCGAUCACAAAAGAAUUCCACUGGCUACUUGAUGCAUACAGCAAGUCGAGUUGCUUCGAUUUUUCAGGUAAAUUGUCGAAGGAGUUAUGUGCACAAAAAAACUUUGGAUAACAAAUCAAAAAAUGGAAUAGAUAAACAAAUGUAUUCAAGAAAAUUAUCAAUAAAUCCUAAACUCCGUUAUGCAGCACAUCAACAACAGAUUCCCCAGUAAUAUUAUUAUUAUAAUGAAGUUGACCAAUAUAACCAUAUUAAUUACAGCGAAGACAUUUUGUAGUAUUUUGCUUCUGAAUAGUUAAUUCAUUUGUAUUUCAUUUAAGAAUAUGUAGCUAAUAAUCUUGAGAAGCAGAGCAGAAAACAAUGAAUUAGAUUUUUCUAAAACAAAUAUAUCAAAUCUCGUUUGUAUACAGGUGUAUAAACUGAUUAAAUGUGUUUUUCGAAUAUAACUUUAAUGAAUUACCCUGAAAUUACAAAUUCAUGAGAAUAUACAAGAAACUGGAAUUGAUACUUUUUAAUCGAUAACAACAAUAGAAGAGGCUCUUCUCAGAUGCAUACUUCUCGCUUACUUAUUGACGUCAUAAUUACAACUAAUUGAAAUGUUCAUUUUUAUGUCUCGCAAUUUUUACCAUUUAUCGAUUUAUCUGUCUUCGUACUACUAAUCUUUCACAGCAUAUAAUCCUGUUUUCAUCAUAACAUUAAAAACG